AUGAACACGACUAGACACUGGGCUCUUACCUUUCAGCCUGCAUUGCUGAAUGCCACUGGAGAGUUCAAUGAUUCAGCCCUUUACAGCAGCAGGAGUGACAACGGGUUCUGCGAACAAGUCUUCAUCAAGGCAGAGGUCUUCUUGACCUUGGGGAUCAUCAGCCUCUUGGAGAAUAUCCUCGUCAUCCUUGCUGUGAUCAAGAAUGGAAACCUCCAUUCUCCCAUGUACUUUUUCCUUUGUAGCCUGGCAGCUGCAGACAUCCUAGUAAGCAUGUCCAAUGCCUUGGAAACCAUCAUGAUCGCUAUCCUGAGCAACGAGUACUUAAUCAUCGAUGACCGUUUCAUCCAGCACAUGGAUAAUGUCUUUGACUCAAUGAUCUGCAUCUCUUUGGUUGCCUCCAUAUGCAACCUUCUGGCCAUAGCUGUCGACAGGUACAUCACCAUUUUCUACGCGCUCCGUUACCACAGCAUCAUGACUGUGAGAAAAGCCCUGGCGCUGAUUGGAGUUAUUUGGAUCGCGUGCAUCGUUUGCGGCAUCAUGUUCAUUGUCUACUACGAAAGCAAAACUGUCAUUGUCUGCCUGAUCACCAUGUUCUUCACCAUGCUUCUCCUCAUGGCUUCGCUUUAUGUCCACAUGUUCUUGUUUGCGCGCCUGCAUGUCAAACGCAUUGCUGCCCUACCAGUUGACGGGGUCCCCCAUCAGCGCACUUGUAUGAAAGGGGCUGUUACCAUAACUAUUCUCCUCGGGGUCUUCAUUGUCUGCUGGGCACCGUUUUUCUUACAUCUCAUUCUCAUAAUCUCCUGCCCAACAAACCCACACUGUGUUUGCUACACAUCUCAUUUCAACACGUACCUGGUCCUUAUUAUGUGUAACUCUGUCAUUGAUCCUCUUAUUUAUGCAUUCCGCAGUCUGGAGAUGCGCAAGACAUUCAAGGAGAUAGUUUGCUGCUGUGAUGGCAUGAGCUCUGGCCAAUGCAUGCUCUAA
This is a messenger RNA of Eublepharis macularius, 984 nucleotides long. It is a transcript of the gene MC3R, whose product is annotated as melanocortin 3 receptor. Gene Ontology annotation, cellular component: membrane. Bases 1 to 984 code for a protein of 327 amino acids. Gene Ontology annotation, molecular function: melanocyte-stimulating hormone receptor activity; peptide hormone binding. Gene Ontology annotation, biological process: G protein-coupled receptor signaling pathway. NCBI's taxonomy places the organism in Eukaryota, Metazoa, Chordata, Lepidosauria, Squamata, Eublepharidae. The record is from RefSeq and is a predicted model, not a curated record. The transcript has a single exon.